Penaeus indicus is the source of this 1262-nucleotide messenger RNA. It is a transcript of the gene UbcE2H, whose product is annotated as ubiquitin-conjugating enzyme E2 H-like. The transcript is spliced from 3 exons. The coding region runs from base 84 to 407 and encodes 107 amino acids. Gene Ontology annotation, molecular function: ubiquitin conjugating enzyme activity. The record is from RefSeq and is a predicted model, not a curated record. Gene Ontology annotation, biological process: protein polyubiquitination; ubiquitin-dependent protein catabolic process. NCBI's taxonomy places the organism in Eukaryota, Metazoa, Arthropoda, Malacostraca, Decapoda, Penaeidae. Gene Ontology annotation, cellular component: nucleus.
UGUACGCUGUGAAAAGACGCACUCGGUGAAGCUCACUAUUUUUGAGGAUUUUGGGGCUCCCACGCCCUUCAUCAGCCACCAGCAUGUCGUCACCCAGUGCAGGAAAGCGCCGAAUGGACACUGAUGUCAUCAAACUUAUUGAGAAGAAGCAUGAGGUAACCAUGCUGAAUGGCCUUAACGAAUUCUGUGUCAAGUUCUAUGGUCCAAAAGGCACUCCAUACGAAGGGGGUGUCUGGAAAGUCCGUGUCCACCUUCCUGAACACUACCCUUUUAAAUCUCCAAGCAUUGGCUUCAUGAAUAAAGUUUACCAUCCAAACAUAGAUGAAGUAUCAGGCACUGUUUGCCUGGAUGUCAUAAACCAGGCUUGGACGGCUCUGUAUGGUAAGCUAGGUCAUGAAGUUAUGUAAAGCCCUCCCAUAAAAUUAGGUUUGUUGAAUGAGUUUAUUUUAUUUGUUGUUCUAUUUACUGUUUAUGUGCAGAGUUGUGUCAUAGAUUUGAAGUCACCCCCAUCCUUGAUUAGACUAUUAUUUAUGGGAAAAUUAUUUCAAUAAAGAUAAUUUGUUUGAAAUGAAAAUGAACAAGUACUAAUGAGAAUUUGCAGAUGUUUGUAGAGAAAUGUGAAAUAAUGGAUUGUUAAGGAAAUUAAAAUGUUCAUGCAUGCAAGAGAGUGAGUGAAACCAAUUAGAUAUUUGAAUGAUUAUUGGCACUUGAAGUGAAGCAGUAAUUAAUUUUAGGAGUGUAUGAUAUUAGGGCAUACUUUUGAGUGUGUCAUGAGUAGAGAAGGGAAUGGGGAGUAGAAAGCAGGAAGAAGAAAAGGAAGAGAGGGGAAUCAAAGAAGGAGAAGAAGAAGGAGAAGGAGAAGAAGGAGAAGGAGAAGGAGAAGGAGGAGGUUCUUGAACAUUUUGUUCAGAAUUUAGCAAUCUAAAAAAAAUUGGAUGAGAAGGUAAUGAUUAAGGCUCCAAAGGGGAGAACAAGAAUGAAAUAGAAGCAAGGAAAUUCAUUUUUACAGAAAAUGUCAUUUUUGGAAUUACAAAUGAGGAGUUGUUGCAGUUUCAAUUUUAGGAGUGACAAUAAUGUUGAGGAAAUUGCAAAGGCAAAGAUAUGUGUAUUUUUAGAGAGAAAUGUCUAAAGGAUCCUUUCAUGCUUAAGCACAAUUGUUCAUGGAUCCAAUUUAAAUACUGUACAUACUUACAUGCUUACAUAUAUACAUGUAUACAAUCAUACAUGAAUGUGUGCAUACAUACAUACAUACAUACAUACAU